AUGAUGGUUCGAACCCGUAUUGUUGUUAUUAUUAUUACUCUUUUUUUACAACAAUACAUUGAUAUAACACAAGCAGUAACAUGCGCAAGUAAUCCAUGUAAUCUUGUACCCGGUGUCUUUGACCCAUUAAAUGGUUAUUGUUGUUAUGAUGUUCCGCCUAAUUAUGCACAUGCUUUAUGUACAUGUCCAAACAAUGUUACACCUGUGGUUAAUGCGCCUUGUCGUACUAAUAUAAAUCAAGCUCGUUGUACUAAACUAUGUGUUAAUGGUGGUGUAUGCAAUAUAGUGAGUGGCCAAGAAGUAUGUUGGUGUCAAUUAGGUUUUACUGGUCCAAAUUGUGAAGUUCAAGGUAUUCGAAAUCGUUGUUAUGCGGGUUUAUGCCAAUCUGGAACUUGUUACGAACAGGAAACUGGAGCAACUACAUAUGCAUAUUGUCAGUGUACACCUGGUUGGAGAGGAAUAACAUGCAAUCAAAAUUAUUUUACAUGCACACGCCAAGGUGUCUUUCCUGAUACAGCGCAAUGUGCUAUUGGUCGAUAUUUUUAUUGUCCUCAAGCAUUUGGUGCACCUACCGCUGCUCUUUGUCCACUGGGACAAAGAUUUAAUCGUCUAACAUAUCAAUGUGACAGCACAUAUCAAUGCACGUAA
Rotaria sp. Silwood1 is the source of this 648-nucleotide messenger RNA. NCBI's taxonomy places the organism in Eukaryota, Metazoa, Rotifera, Eurotatoria, Philodinida, Philodinidae. The record is from the annotation of a GenBank genome assembly.